UUUCUUCGCUUAUCGGAACCAAAAAGAGGUUAGAUCCACAUCCAACAAACAAAUCAGAGGGUAAAGUAGCUCUGAAAAAUCAGAAAAAUCGCGAUCGAAGCGGAGAAAUGCAUGUAUAAAUAAAUGUUAGCCAAGGGUCUCGGAGCAGAGCUACUACGGAGAAGUAUGGCGAGCAAAAGCGGAAAGAAGAAAGGCAAAGGAAGCGCAAACACGACGACUCAGCAAGUUUUUCAUUUGCAGGGACCAAUCGGCACUGACAAGAGUGGCAAUGUCACCAUCAAAGUUCAGGCUAAGCCAGGAGCAAAACAAAACAAUAUAACAGACUUCUCGGACGAAGCGGUGGGUGUGGCGAUAUCUGCACCGCCGCAGGAAGGCGAGGCCAACGCCGAACUUGUCAAAUAUUUAGCGUCCGUGCUAAGCGUGAGAAAGUCGGACGUGAGCUUAGACCGAGGCUCGAGAAGUCGGCACAAAGUGGUACUGGUGUCCGGAAGCAGCGUGGAAAAAGUCACGGAAAAACUGAAGGCUGCCGCAGCUGAAGAAUGAUGUGAAUAACGUGUGGAAGUUACGAGGGAA
Messenger RNA from Copidosoma floridanum, 573 nucleotides. Its product is annotated as UPF0235 protein C15orf40 homolog. Gene Ontology annotation, cellular component: cytoplasm. Lineage: Eukaryota; Metazoa; Arthropoda; Insecta; Hymenoptera; Encyrtidae. The record is from RefSeq and is a predicted model, not a curated record.